AUGGGUCUGCUCUUGAAAGAAGUGGACGUCCUUGUUGUUGGCGGCGGCAAUGCUGGGUUCAGCGCUGCCAUCUCGGCAGCGGAGUCCGGGGCUAAACGCGUGAUGCUUAUCGACGCAUGCCCAGAGCAUUGGGCUGGAGGAAACUCACACUUCACAGCCAGGGCAUUCAGAACCGUUUAUCAUGGACUGAAAGACUUACUUCCAAUUGUGAACAAUGUGGGCAAAGCCAUGGCAAAAAGAAUUGACAUGAAAGCUUAUACCACGGACGAUUUCACGCAGGAUAUUCAUCGCAUCUGCAGCGGUCGGUCUGAUCCUGAGCUGUCCCGAAUCCUUGUGCAUGAGUCAAACGCUGCGGUCAAGUGGCUUGCUAAACAUGGGGAGAUUCGAGCCAUAGCAGUUAUUCUGGCGGCAGGUGGAUUUGAGGCCAAUUCUCGGAUGAUAGCGCAGUAUCUCGGCCCUAACUGGAACCUUGCUAAACUACGCGGGACGCCGUACAAUAUAGGUACAUGCUUAGAAAUGGCCAUCCGAGAUGCGUCUGCCGAGGAAGCGGGCAACUGGUCUGGCUGCCACUCUGUCGCUUGGGACGCCCAUGCCCCCCCGCAUGAGGGCGAUAGACUCAUAUCAAAUGAUUUCACCAAAUCAGGCUACCCUCUUGGCUUAAUGGUCAAUACCGAAGGAGAUCGGUUUGUGGAUAAGGGCGUCGACCUAAGGAAUUACACGUACGCCAUAUUCGGAAAAGCCAUCCUUGCUCAGCCAGGUCAUACCGCGUUUCAAGUUUGGGAUUCCCAAAUGACACCCUGGCUUCGCGAUGAGGAGUAUCGAGAGGGUCGGGUGGAAAGGAUCAUGGCCUCGUCACUGUCAGAGCUGGCUGAGAAGUGUGCGAAGCAUGAAUUGACAAACCCAGGUAAACUCGUGGAAACAAUCACACAAUAUAAUGAAGCUGCCAUUGCUUUCCAAAGAGAGAAUCCCUCGAAAAGGUGGGAUCAGGCUGUGAAAGAUGUCUUUCUACCCAUCCGAAAACUAAACGUCUUUCCUUGGCCAAGUCUAAUUGGGCUGUCCCUCUCGUCAAAGGUCCAUUUAUGGCCGUCAAAGUAA
Messenger RNA from Trichoderma aggressivum f. europaeum, 1095 nucleotides. RefSeq lists its product as uncharacterized. The record is from RefSeq and is a predicted model, not a curated record. NCBI's taxonomy places the organism in Eukaryota, Fungi, Ascomycota, Sordariomycetes, Hypocreales, Hypocreaceae. The transcript is spliced from 2 exons. The coding region runs from base 1 to 1095 and encodes 364 amino acids.